AUGAGCGGCCAAUGCGGCGUUACGUACUGCGCGAAGAAGCGCAAGUACCGACCCUAUAUAAAGGAAGUGAAGCGCGACAAGACCAAGCUCAAAUACGGCUCGUACGUGAUCAGUCGCGAUGAAACUCUGCUAGCCGGACGCCAGAAGUUCGGGGCGGCAUGGACGCUGCCAGGCGAAGCAGACGCCAUUCGACCCAUCGACCAAGGUGCUGUCUUGCCGCGGGACAUUGAGUCUCCGCCGUCGGAUCAGCGGUCCGCGCUCAGAGGUUCGAUCACGCGCGAGACUCUAACGCGACGCUACGCAUAUCGGGCGUGGAUCUCCAAACCUGAUGGCAACAAGCACAAGGGGCGCCGCUAUGAAACGGAAGAGGCGGUGCAGUUGGACCUGCUCGAAAUGCUAUGCCAACCUCUCGAUGAUGGGCAGCGAGAAGCCUUCAGCCAGCGAGGUGUCUUCACGGUGUGCCGCCACGCGCUCGGCUUGAAGGGCAUGACGUGGCGCGAUUGGUAUUCGCGUCGAGCCUUGGACACCAUUCGCGCACCCGAGGCAAUCCCACCGUCGUUGCGGCUCGAGAUCGACAAGGCCUACGGAGGGCCGCUCACGGCGCGUGCGCAUCGCGUCCAGAUCAAGUACCUCAACAAGCGCAUUCCACGGCUCGAAUGCAGCGGCGCGCGGUACGGCGCUCCUAGUGCUGUCCAGACGCUUUAG
Molecule: messenger RNA, 705 nt
Organism: Saprolegnia parasitica CBS 223.65
Lineage: Eukaryota; Oomycota; Saprolegniomycetes; Saprolegniales; Saprolegniaceae
Exons: 2
Coding region: 1-705 (234 amino acids)
Source: RefSeq, a predicted model, not a curated record